Messenger RNA from Monodelphis domestica (gray short-tailed opossum), 3134 nucleotides. RefSeq names its product LIM domain only 4 (gene LMO4). Lineage: Eukaryota; Metazoa; Chordata; Mammalia; Didelphimorphia; Didelphidae. The record is from RefSeq and is a predicted model, not a curated record.
CCUCUUCCCCCUCAGAACAAGCGAAGAGAGGCAUGCCUAGCUAUCUCCUCCAUAAGAUUUCUUCAACUUUAUCCAUGAGUGCAGGAUCAUCAGUGAAUAUUCCCAGAGAGCCUACUAAUAAAAGUCUCCCUCUCUUCUGAAAACUUGGUAAGAAAAAUUUUGCAAGAUGAUUGCUUCAUUUUUUUUUCUCGUUAAUCAAACUUCCCUUUAAGUUUCUGAACCCAAACAUCCAAGCUAGCAGCUGUUUCUCACACAGUGUACGUCUGUUUGUGUCUGAAUCCCACCAGUCCCCUGCUCUUGGGACGGACCGCAGGAAAACUACUGUCUUGGCGCUUGAGGGCGCCCCCCACCCUCCUCAUCCGUUUGGGUGGGUAGGGCAGUGGCUGCCGAGAGAGAUGCCAAAGUUUUCCCAGAGCCUAGACUGGGAGUUAUGGAUAUGUCCCUGAAAACCUAGAGAAUAAAUAGGUGCUCCCGUCCAGGACUUGAAGGCAGCGUGGGGAAAUGAGAGACCACUUCCAGGUGCCCCCUCCUCCCCCCCACCCCCUCCGCUGCCUCGCUUCAGUCAUCAGAGCAGAGCAAACAUCCAAAAGUAGCAGCCACAAACGGGAGCAGCAAGGGGCCCUGCAGUCUGCCGCUGCAGUCUUUUCCCACCUGAUACUGCCUUUUCCUUUCCUUUCCUCUUCGUUCCCUCCACUUCUUUUUCUCCACCUCUCUCUCGCUCUCUCUCUCGCUAGCUCUCUUUCCUCCCUCCCUCCCUCCCUCCUCCUGCCCCCCCCCCCCUCCGGUUUCAGUCAUCCCUUUGUCCUCCCCCGGAUUGGCAGGUUUUAUUAUUCCGCCUGAACAAUCCGGCCUCGCAGUGGCUGAGGGUCGCUGACGUCGGCAGCUGAGCUGGAGAGUAGUUGGGAUUUUGCUCUGUCAGUAACACAUGUGUAAGAGCCGCGGAGGGAGAGCGCGAGCGGGCGAGAGGCCAGCGCCGCCUUCAAGCCGGGCAGCGGUAGAAGCAGCAGCAGCAGCAGCAGCAGCAGGGACAGCGGCGGCGGCAGCAGCAGCAGCAGCAGCAGCAGCAGCCCUGCUUCCACCCGCCUGCCUGGUUUGCCCCCAGCCCUGCUCGCUCUACUCUGCCUAGUGCUUGCAUUCCUGCGUUAGGCUGCUCUCAGUGGCCUCUGAGGGACUCCGCCUGCCUUGCCCAGCAGCCCGCCCGCCCGGGCUGUUGUUGUUUCCGCUGCCGCCGCCGCCGCCGCCACCACCGCCGCUCUCUGGAUUUUAGCAAUCGCCGCCGCCUCCGCCUCCGCCAGACCAGAGCGAGAGAGGGAGGGAAGGAAGGAGGAGAAGGAGGAGGAGGAGGGGGGACCCGGGGAGGGCGGGGGGGGGGGCGAAUAUACAAAGUGAAGCCACAUUGCCAAACUUGCAGCAGCGACUGCAGCAGUCGCCGCCGCCGCGCCUGAAGCCGAGCAGCUCGCGGGGGCCCGAGAGCUAGCCAACCAGCCAGCCUUGCAGCUGCUCGAGAGACGCUGGAGGAGGAGGAGGAGGAGGAAGAGAAAGAGGACUGAGACUGAACCCUUUGCUCCUGGGCCAGGCGGCCACUUCACUGGGGGUGGGGGGCACCCGACCCACCAAUAGAGCCGCGCAUUAAAAAAAAGAAAGAAAAAAGAUUACCUUGUCCCACCCCCUCCUCCUCCCCCCUCCACUCCACUUCUGCAAGAAGAAUUCGCUCCCUCCCUCCCUCCUUCCAUCCAUCCAUCCAUCCAUCCAGCUCCAUCGGUCCACCAACCCCGGGGAAGCCAAGCGACCGGCUUCGCUGAUAUCUCGCCGCCGCCGCCGCUGUCUUUUUGCAAUAUAGGGGAAAAGCAGACCAUGGUGAAUCCGGGCAGCAGCUCGCAGCCUCCCCCGGUGACUGCGGGCGCCCUCUCCUGGAAAAGGUGUGCCGGCUGCGGGGGCAAGAUCGCGGACCGCUUCCUGCUCUAUGCCAUGGACAGCUAUUGGCAUAGCCGGUGCCUGAAGUGCUCCUGCUGCCAGGCUCAGCUUGGGGACAUUGGCACGUCCUGUUACACCAAGAGCGGUAUGAUCCUUUGCAGAAAUGACUACAUUAGGUUAUUUGGGAACAGUGGGGCAUGCAGCGCUUGUGGACAGUCCAUCCCUGCCAGUGAGCUUGUCAUGCGGGCGCAAGGCAACGUUUAUCAUCUGAAGUGUUUUACAUGCUCUACCUGCCGGAAUCGCCUGGUCCCGGGAGACCGGUUUCACUACAUCAAUGGCAGUUUAUUUUGUGAACAUGAUAGACCUACAGCUCUCAUCAAUGGUCAUUUGAAUUCACUUCAAAGCAAUCCACUACUGUCAGACCAGAAGGUCUGCUAAAAGGUCAGAGUAAUGCAGAAUGCGUGCCUUCAUCUCAAAUUUUGUUCAUCCCAGAUGGAUCCCAUGUGUCUCCAGUAGACAAGUCACCUUUGUAGCUAGCCCCAGUGCCAGCUUCAUGCCACUGCACCUUCUUUAUUCCUGAUUGCCCUUCCCACAUUUAUUGGUGUAUUAAAAUGACUGAAUACGAGCAUUAAGGACUCCAUGAACCUGGGCUAAUGGGAGACUGUAGAGAAUAUGAAAAAAGAUCCACCGGAGGACAUCUUUGGGGGGGAGGGGGCUGGGAGGGGGGGGGGAGGGAAAUGACUAAUGAAGCUAAUUAAAAGAAGCAUUCAAAUCUGCUUUCUACCCUCAUUAACAAUUAGCAGGGCACUGGCCGGAGUUUGUACCCUGUGUUUUUCCUUAACAACAUUCUCUUUGCUCUCUGUAUAUUUAAGUGUCGUAAGGAAAUGUGUUUCAAUCCAAACUGAACAUGAGAUAAAGGAAAGAGAUGUGGCUUUUGUGAUACUCAAUCACACAAACACUUUUAUUGUAUCUCUGUAAAAUACAAUGUAUGUAUGCAUGUAAGUGUUUUUGUCCUAAUGUUGCUACUUCCCAUGGCAAAAAAAAAAGGAAAAAUUGGAAAAAAAAAGUCAGGCUCAUAGCAGCUACUGUGUAGAAAUUCUGCCCCUCCUCCCCUUCUAAUUUGCUGAAUGAAGACAAAUCUUUUAUUUGUGAUAUUUUCAGAGACAUUUGCUCUAGUAUGGUGUAUUUAAAUAAUAAAAACUUAAAAGGAAAAUACCAAA